Messenger RNA from Carcharodon carcharias (great white shark), 1023 nucleotides. RefSeq names its product limbic system associated membrane protein. Bases 1 to 1023 code for a protein of 340 amino acids. Gene Ontology annotation, cellular component: neuron projection. The record is from RefSeq and is a predicted model, not a curated record. Lineage: Eukaryota; Metazoa; Chordata; Chondrichthyes; Lamniformes; Lamnidae. The transcript is spliced from 7 exons.
AUGGUAUCUCGGGGUCCUUUUUAUCAGCGCCCACUACCCGUAAUCCUUCUGAGAUUUCUCUGCCUUCUUCCAACAGGACUGCCGGUUAGAAGCGUGGACUUCUCCAGGGGGACGGACAACAUCACCAUCAGGCAGGGAGACACGGCUAUCCUCAGGUGCUAUGUUGAUGACAGGAUCUCAAAGGUUGCUUGGCUGAACCGAUCCAAUAUCAUUUUUGCUGGAAAUGACAAAUGGUCCCUGGACCCUCGAGUCACUCUAUUGACCAGCGCUCACUUAGAGUAUAGCCUUCAGAUUCAGCAGGUGGAUGUAUCUGAUGAAGGUCCUUACACAUGCUCAGUACAGACCCAGCAUCACCCUAAGACCUAUCAAGUGCAUUUGAUAGUACAAGUUCCACCAAAGAUCUACAACAUCUCGUCUAACAUCACAGUCAACGAAGGUAGCAACGUGACUCUUGUGUGCUUGGCUAAUGGAAGACCAGAACCAGUCAUAAAUUGGAGACAUAUUUCCCCUUCGGCCAGGGAGAUUGAAGAGGAAGAGGAAUACCUGGAAAUCUUCAUGAUCAGUAGGUACCAAGCAGGCAGCUACCAGUGCAAAGCUGCCAAUGAGGUUUCCUCGGCUGAUGAGAAAGAAGUCCACAUCACUGUUAACUAUGCUCCCACUAUUAAGUAUGCUCAGAGUGCAGAUGUUGCAGUGGGCCGUACUGGGAUGCUGCACUGUGAGGUUUCGGCUGUCCCACCAGCAGAUUUCGAGUGGUAUAAGGAAGAUAAGCGGCUAUAUAACAGCUCACAAGGCAUCCAGAUCCAGAACUUGGACAGUCGGUCUAGACUCAUUGUCACUAAUGCCACGGAGGACCACUAUGGCAACUACACGUGCGUGGCAGGCAACAAGCUUGGGAUCACCAAUGCAAGCAUAUUUCUAUACAGGCCAGGUUCCAUGCGAGACUCAGGCACCGGAUUAGCGGGCGUCACCAUAUCACUGUGGCUGCUAGCAGCAACUCUAGUCUGUCUAAUUUACAAAUGUUAA